AUGGAUGACGUCGCCGCGUCAGAGCAACUCAUGAGCGAAAAGGGCACGCGCAUCGGCGCCGCCGGCUCCAUUGGCACCCUCUCCCAGGUCGACGGCAGCCAGGACGCCUCUCCUCUCAUCCAGAAGAAGCGCAAGCGAAACAGCGCACUCGGUCUGACGAAGAAGAGUGUCGCGACUCCUCCAGCCAAAGGCAUGCUCGCCCAGAACGACGUUCCAGCGUCAUCUCCUUUUCCCUUUCCCGCGACGCAACCAGAGCCCGAGUCGCCUGCUGCCGAUGCUCUCACCCACUCGACCGCAGUCGAGGUACCUGACUCUCAAAUUCCCGGGCGACCCGCGCAACCGACUGCCUCUUCGCCCAUGUCCAGCCACGUCAUCCCGUCCAGCGCAACCAAAGGCAAACGCACAUACAAGCAGAGCAAGCAGUCCAAGCGCGAUCGGGCUAUCAGCGACGCUAUGCAAGACGGCGAUAUAGACCAGGACGGAGACACGACCAUGAUGGCAGACCAGGCAGCCUCGCCGUCGCAUACGGCAUCGAGAAACAAGCGCGCUCAAGAAGUGGACGCGCCGGAGUCGAACGACGCACAUACACGCAAAGCUGCUGCAGUGGGCGCUGAUGGAACACCCUCAUCGGCUAAGCGGCGGAAGAUUGGUACGCCAAAGUCGCUGACUACACUUCGAGACCUUAUUGGAGGCGGGGAAGACGAGGACGCCGAGCAACCACGGACCGUCCAGAAGUCGAAACUAAAACGAAUCAAGAAGCCGCAAACCCCCGUCGCGAAAUCGAGAAACCUCUACGAGAUCCCCGACGACGAUCCGCGUCCCACGAACGGAGAGGCAAGCAGCGCGCAGACAGCUACGCCUAAGCCGCGUCUCAGUUUGAAGAAGACCAAGAAGAACAAGGACAUUAUCAACAACCAGCCUACUCCGGUUCGCACGCCUGCUCAGCCGUCGGGCGAAGCAGAAGACGAGGACAGCAUCAUGCGAGAGCCCGUCUCCAGUGACGAGGCAGACGUUGGUCCACCGUCCGGUGAUGACCACAGCGAUUUCAAAGAGAAGAAGAAGACAAAGAAGAGGCGGUCAUCUGCGAGGAAAGCAAAACCAAGGCGGGAGAGCGGUCGAUACAGCUUCACCUGGAAAGAUCCUCCAUCUGGUACCGCGGCAGAGAGAGCAUUGAAUACCGAGCACGACCUACAACAUCCACCUGAUCUACGAAGCGCCGGUGACUUCACCGCAGACGAGGAAGAGCUCAUCCGUCGAGCUAUUGUAGACUACCAACAGAGGAAAGGCUUGGAGGUGUCUGAGCUUGUGGACAUCAUACAAUGGAAUCCAACUGACCCCAGCUUCAACACUGGAGAUGGAACUAUAUCGUCAAAGAGCGAGUGGUCGCCGCAGGACGUCGAGGACUCGCGUGAAAGCGCCGAAUUCUGGGACGACAUCAAGCACCUCCGCACAGAACGCUCGCACGACAGGCUGAGAAGACACAUCCGUCAGACAUACCAUCAGUUCAAGAGGGGAGUAUGGACAGAAGAGGAAGACAAACGGCUAAAACAGUUCUACGGGAUGCACCCCAACAAGUGGAAGGUCAUUUCAGUAGGCAUGGGGGAUCGCUCCAUGCACGACUGUCAAAACAGGUGGCGCGACUACUUGCAAUAUGGUGACAAGCUCAAGUCUUCGCGCUGGGACGAAGAAGAGGAGGAGCUCUUCAUCCGCGCCGUCACAACGGUUGCUCAACGAGACGAAGACCACCGCGCCGAAGAAGGACUACCGCCCGUGGACGAAUACACGAUCAAAGACAUCAACUGGCAGCAGGUCAGCCGCGAGAUGGACAACACUCGAAGCCGGAUCCAAGUUGUACAGAAGUGGAGGAAUCUGCAGAAGCGCGAAUCCCCGCCAGAGAUUGAGGUCGAACGCAAGCCGAGGAAGGAGAAGCCUGCUGCUUCUAAAUCUGCGAUUCCCGAGCCUACUCCCAAGAAGCGCGGACGGCCAAAGGGAGAGGCUGGCGCAACACCCAAACCCAAUCCUCGCUCUGCCAAGUCACAGGACGUCAUCGACAACUCGGAUGAUGAAGAAGCCCAGGCCUUGCCGCCGCCCAAGAAAGCCAAGCGGCCAAGGAAGAGCGAAGGCUCGGAGGUGAAGAAGCCCAAGAAGUUCCGCACGGCAGAGACCGACGAGAUUGUUGACAACACCGACGAAGAAGGACAAGCCAGCAAGGAAGCGGACAGCCCACCGAAGAAGAAGAAACGUAGAAAGUCCAAGAAGAGCGAGGUCACAGAAGCCGCCGACGACGAUGAGAAGUCACGCCCAACCAAGACGCGGGAUGUCAUUGAGAACUCAGAUGAGGAGAUGGUUGACGCCGAUCAGCAAUCGAAGGUCUCGCCACCGAAGAAGAAGCGUGGACGACCACGGAAAAGCGAGGGUAUCGAAGCCAACGAGGAUCAAAUGCCCCGCCCGACUGAGUCAGGGGAUGUCAUUGCGAACUCGGAUGAGGGCGCCGGUGUCGACCAGCAAGCCGCGACUUCGUCGCCGUCCAAGAAGCGUGCACGCCCCCAGAAGAGCGAUACUCUGGAAUCGAACGAACCGGAGACGCGUACCGAGCCCGAAGUUUCCGAGGAGUCAGUAGCAGAUCUGGAGCUUGCAGAUGAGGAUCAGUCCGAGCCCGUGGAAGGCGUCGACAGAGUCGUGGAGGAAACCCAGCCAGUUGUGCAGGAAACCCAAAUCGAUCCGGCUCUGAUAGAUCCAGCUCUGGACUCGAAUCGUACUCAAUCACCGACAACUGGUGAUGACGCCGAGCAGGAGAUUGAGGAGCCAUCCGAUGAAGACGAACCUUUCAGCACCGCACCGAUCAUCUCCCCAGAGCAACCACAGACGGCCGGCAACGAUGAAGCACAACAGGAGAACGAGGACUCAAUCGAGGACGCCGACCCAAUCGAAGACGACGAAGAUCAACACAGCGUUGUGUCGAGCAGCUCGUCACAGGACUCGGACGACGACCAGUCCGAGCAGGACAGUAAAGUCUCAGCGCCAACAGAGAACGAUGAGCUUCCCGGUGAGGAGGUACAGCCUCGCGUCAUGUCGACUGAACAAGAUGGUCCGAAACAGACUUUAUCCACUGGAGACAAGAUGCAAUGGGGCGACAAGUACGAUCUGAUCGCGAGCCUGCAAAACCAUCGCGAUGACCGUGAAGAAGACGGAGACUUCAAUUGGGACAAGAUCGCAGAAGAAGUGGCAGAAGAGCGCAAGUACAUUUGGACUCCGCAAGUACUGCAAACCGCAUUGGACCAGCUGAUCCAACUUCUCCGCGACAACUGCAAGGAAGUGGAUGAGGAUGAUCUGGACGGGACGGUGGAUGACAUUAUGGAUUUUAUCUCCAGUGAGCAUGGAGAGCAGAUUGACGAGUACUACGACCUUUCAUAG
Messenger RNA from Alternaria novae-zelandiae, 3414 nucleotides. RefSeq lists its product as uncharacterized. The record is from RefSeq and is a predicted model, not a curated record. Lineage: Eukaryota; Fungi; Ascomycota; Dothideomycetes; Pleosporales; Pleosporaceae. Gene Ontology annotation, biological process: regulation of DNA-templated transcription. The coding region runs from base 1 to 3414 and encodes 1137 amino acids. Gene Ontology annotation, cellular component: nucleus. The transcript has a single exon. Gene Ontology annotation, molecular function: transcription cis-regulatory region binding; DNA-binding transcription factor activity.